UAUAUUGAAGAAUUAGCUAUCGGUGUCAUACAGACUCUGGAACAGCUAUCGGUCGUUUCGAUUGUGGACAUAUUCAAUUUCGGUAACGUGCAGUGUGGAUGCAAAUAUGGAAGUGGUUAUAUUGGCUGUAACACGGGCUUAUUUUGA
Gongylonema pulchrum is the source of this 147-nucleotide messenger RNA. NCBI's taxonomy places the organism in Eukaryota, Metazoa, Nematoda, Chromadorea, Rhabditida, Gongylonematidae. The record is from the annotation of a GenBank genome assembly.